AUGGACCGCCGGAGGUACGGGGCGGCACUGGCCACAGCUUUCGGGUUCGGACUGCUCGUCGUGCUGGUCCACCCCGAUCGGGUUGCAGCCGACCUGAUGGGCGACAUUCAGCAGGGCCUGCAGACGACGGGCAAGCUGUUCGGUAUCAACACCAUCGCCGAUGUGGCUGACCUCGUGGCCAAGGGAUUCGCGACACGCCGGGGGACGACGUCGGAGGCGCAGGCGGCCCCAGCGCCGACCACCGACGAAGGAGGGACCGGCGGCAUCCUGUCCACCCAGACACCGUCCAUGAUGAUGGUCAUGAUGCGACUGUUCGGGCUGGACGGUGGCCAGUUGGGAGCGAUGCUCGUCAACGGUAUCAUAUUUCUGGCCCAUGUCAUUGGCACCAAUUUGGGCGCGUUCCGAAAACCGACCCCGCUGGACCCGGGAAUGUCCACGUUUCUGCGAGACCCACCGCAUGCGCGUCAUCCACCCGAGGCCAGCCCGGAUGCCGUGCCGGAGUCGAACUCCAGUGGCAACCCUCUCGAGUGGAUGCUGCGCAAUCCGUCCAAGCGGUUCCGGGUGCUGCUGGAUCAAGUCGAAAACAGUGACCUUACCGAGUACCUCGAGCGCGAGCUGGACCACCUGGACCAGUACCCGCCGGAGGACACCGACUGCAUUCGGUUGCUGAUGUGCAAGAUUAAGCCAUUCGUCCGGAAGAUGCAGCACGUCGUGCGGGACCAGAUCACCCAACCGCCGCCAACCGGGGCGGAGGACGGCGACGAAACCGCCAGCGACCCCCAGGCCGACCAACCCCCCGAUGGCCCGGAGAUGCUGAAAGGUAUCUACCGCAACCUGCCCACAUCGGACGAGUUCCGGGCGCAGAGCAAGCUUUGCGAACGCCAAUUCACGCGCUGUUCCCGUGAGUUCGGACCGGGAAGAGCGUCCUUCUAG
This is a messenger RNA of Anopheles bellator, 933 nucleotides long. RefSeq lists its product as uncharacterized. The record is from RefSeq and is a predicted model, not a curated record. Lineage: Eukaryota; Metazoa; Arthropoda; Insecta; Diptera; Culicidae. The transcript is spliced from 2 exons. Bases 1 to 933 code for a protein of 310 amino acids.